Molecule: messenger RNA, 1294 nt
Organism: Eucalyptus grandis
Lineage: Eukaryota; Viridiplantae; Streptophyta; Magnoliopsida; Myrtales; Myrtaceae
Product: ATP-dependent Clp protease proteolytic subunit 6, chloroplastic
Exons: 9
Coding region: 71-940 (289 amino acids)
Biological process (GO): protein quality control for misfolded or incompletely synthesized proteins
Cellular component (GO): endopeptidase Clp complex
Molecular function (GO): serine-type endopeptidase activity; ATPase binding; ATP-dependent peptidase activity
Source: RefSeq, a predicted model, not a curated record
AAGCUCGCUCUCUCUCUCUCUUUCGGUGCUCGCAGUGUGCAGAGAAUUAUCCAAGCUCCGAGAGAGAACCAUGGCUUCCAUGUACGGAGCAUCAGCCCUCCUCUCCGCAGGCUCCACCUCCCUCCCUCCCAAACCCCAAACCCUCGCUCCCAUAUCCUGCUCCGCCGCGACCGCCGCCCCCCGCGCCGCUCUGAGCUCCAGGAUCGUUUCGGUGUCGCGGAGCAUGGAGAUGGCGAUGCCGCCGCCUUACGGUGCCACCGCCUCAGGAUUGUCCAGUAGAAGUUAUGGAGUGCCUCGCAAGCUGGACACAAAGGAUUUAUAUGAUUCCAAUUUGAGUCAUGGUGCAGUAGAAGCCAAAAAGGGUAACCCUCCUGUAAUGCCUGCAGUAAUGACUCCUGGAGGAGCACUGGACCUCUCAUCUGUGUUAUUUAGAAACCGCAUAAUUUUCGUUGGGCAGCCAGUCAACUCAAUGGUGGCUCAGCGGGUUAUAUCACAGCUUGUGACUCUCGCAACCAUUGAUGAGGAUGCCGAUAUACUGAUGUAUCUUAAUUGCCCCGGUGGAAGCACAUACUCAGUGUUGGCAAUUUAUGAUUGUAUGUCUUGGAUAAAGCCAAAGGUCGGUACAGUUUGUUUUGGAGUGGCAGCAAGCCAAGGAGCACUUCUUCUUGCUGGUGGAGAAAAGGGAAUGCGUUAUUCGAUGCCAAAUGCACGGAUCAUGAUACAUCAGCCUCAAAGUGGAUGUGGGGGCCAUGUUGAGGAUGUUAGGCGCCAAGUGAAUGAAGCAGUUCAAGCUCGCCAUAAAAUUGACAAAAUGUAUGCUGCUUUUACUGGUCAAUCCAUUGAGAAAGUGCAGCAGUACACAGAGAGGGAUCGUUUCUUAUCUGUUUCUGAGGCCAUGGAAUUUGGACUCAUUGAUGGGGUUCUGGAGACAGAAUACUAGUCUCAGAGUGAGGCCUAGCCAUUCUUUUCGGAUUCAGAAGAUUAUCCAAGUUUUUGUUACGAAAUUGCAGUUUAGUGGGAGUGAACCAGGAGGAAUUGACUGCUGCCUCUAGAAGUAAAUUGUAGAUUAUUUUGGGAUAUGUUUGUUAGUUAUGCUGUCGUAUUUUGGUCCCACAAAGCAUAAGACGAGAGGCUCACCACCUCCGUAUCCUUUUGUGUUCUUUUCCUCCGUCCACUAUUCAUUCCGCCAUGGGGAUGCUUCUUGAUAGCUACAGUCCAAUAUCAAUUCAUUCUUGAUAAUUUUUACGUGAAGUUUUGUGAAAUAUAGAGGAUUCUAUUUGGAAUGCCUUGGAGA